Messenger RNA from Lodderomyces oxycetoniae, 2427 nucleotides. RefSeq names its product putative serine/threonine protein kinase (gene HRK1). Gene Ontology annotation, cellular component: cytosol. Gene Ontology annotation, biological process: protein phosphorylation; intracellular signal transduction. Bases 1 to 2427 code for a protein of 808 amino acids. The record is from RefSeq and is a predicted model, not a curated record. Lineage: Eukaryota; Fungi; Ascomycota; Pichiomycetes; Serinales; Debaryomycetaceae. The transcript has a single exon. Gene Ontology annotation, molecular function: protein serine/threonine kinase activity; ATP binding.
AUGCCUGAAAAACACAAGUUGCACCUAUUUGGCAAACACAAGCAUGCGGGAAAAGAGUCUUCGGACGAAUUAUCUCCAUCAACAUCAAAUCAUUUGGCCAAUCGAAAAUUCCUCGGUUUCAGCAUUGGAAAACACGAUUCAGAAGAGUCCUUGACGUCCCCAGUGGUGACACAUACCUCUGAGCCGCAUCAUCCAUCUCACCAUCCUGUCCACCAGCCUUCAAAUCUUCAUCAGAACAAUGCCAAUGAAAAUGCUACCACCACCAGUGGUGGUGGCAGUAAAAAAGCUACACCAUCACCAAACCAGUCCCAUUCCAACAUUCAGUCAAUUGCACAGUCUCCCGGAAACCAUUUUCCACAAAAUUCCACCCAGCCUCAUCAGCAUCAACCACUGCAACUACAUCAUGAAGACCCCAGUUCAAAGAAAGUAGCUGGUUCAAUGGUUGAACUUAAACGGUUUUUCAAACCUACUAAAAAGAAUUCUAACUCUAAAAGAGAUGUUGGUGGAGGAGCAGUAGUAAGCAAUGGACAACAUCCAAAUAAUUUACAUUCGCCAUCACUCAAAGCCUCUGGAUCAGGAGGAGGAGGAGAAGGAGGAGGAGGAGGAGGAGGAGGAGCUCUUGCAGCAGCAAUGCAUCAUGCAGGUGCUGUUCAUAAUGCUAGCGGAAAGUCGGUACGAGAACAUUCGGGCACGUCAUUAGCAAAUAUGAUUAAUCAAACCUCGACUCAAUUGCUUCAUAAUGCCUCAUACUCUCAGAACAAUAACCGGGAUCCAUUCACAGAUGACAAUUCACCAUUGGUGAAAAAAUACGGGAAAAUAGGUAAGGAAUUAGGCAGUGGUGCUGGAGGUUCAGUGAAACUCAUUACUCGCCCGCUGGAUUCCAAAACUUUUGCAGUCAAGGAAUUUAGAGCACGUAGAUCAACAGAAACACUCAAGGACUAUACUAGGAAAUGCACUGCUGAGUAUUGUAUUGGCUCCACAUUGAAACACCCCAACAUUAUCAAAACGAUAGAUAUAGUACAUCAAAACCAUAAGUAUUUUGAGGUUAUGGAGUAUGCCCCAGUGGAUUUCUUUGCCGUUGUAAUGAGCGGAGAAAUGUCUCGUGCUGAGAUAAACUGUUGUCUUAAACAAAUUUUGGAAGGUGUUAGUUAUUUGCACAAUUUAGGUUUAGCACACCGAGAUUUGAAGUUAGACAACUGUGUGAUUACAACUGAUGGAAUACUCAAGAUUAUUGAUUUUGGAAGUGCUGUGAUAUUCAAAUACCCAUAUGAUCAAUAUGGAAAUUCAAAAGACAGCAUUCACCCUUGUCAUGGAAUUGUUGGAAGUGAUCCUUAUUUGGCCCCUGAAGUUUUGAAAUCCCCAAAUUCUUAUAAUCCCCAACCUGUAGAUUUAUGGUCAAUUGCAAUAAUAUACUGUUGCAUGACGCUUAAAAGAUUUCCUUGGAAAAUACCUAAUGUUGAAAAGGAUAAUAGCUUCAAAUUGUACUGUAUGCCAGAUGAUAACUUCCAUGACUAUUAUCUAAGUAACGAGUGUCAUAAACUUCUACUUCAACAAAGAAAGUUGAAGAAUAUAAUUGUUCGACUGAAUAAAAAGAAGAAACUUCUCGAGGAAGGAGCACUUGCUACAUCCGAAAAAAGUGGACGAAUAGAAAAAGAAGACAAAGAAAUAAAGAAGGAAAAGGAAAAGGAAGAGGAAGAAGAAGAGGAAGAGGAAGCGGAAGACGAGGCAAAGGAAAAAGGGGGCCAAGAAGAGAAGAAGGAAAAGGGUGGCGAAGAAGAGAUGAAAGAGAAGGGAGACGAAGAAGAGGCGAAGGAAGCGGAGGAAAAGGUAGAAGGAGAACAAAAAAAUGAGGGUUCUGUAGAUCAAACGGGAAAUAGUGAACAGGUGGUAGGUGAAACCGAUACCAACGUCGAGAAAAAAACAUCACUGGACACAGGCGAGGAUAUUCUCACUGAAGAGCAAGAACAUGAAAUUUUGGAACAUUUGAAGAAAAUUGAUCUUCAAUUAGAGCAUUACGAAAACCGCAAGUCUGAACUCAAAGCUCAAUUCAAUGAACAACGUAAAAAAAAUGAUCCUGAACCUAAGCAACAAGAGAAGCAAGAAUCUAACCAGCAACAAACAACCACAGACUCAUCAGAGAAAAAGAAACCGUCACAUAAGCAAAUCCAUGGUCCUUAUAGAUUAAUGCGGUUAUUACCACACGCAUCAAGACCAAUUAUUCAUAAGAUGUUGCAAGUGGAUGUCAAAAAGAGAGCAUCAAUAGAAGAUAUAAUGAAUGAUGAAUGGAUUAGAGAUAUCAAAUGCUGUACGUUGAAGAGGGAGACUCGAAGUGCAGAUAACAUUGGCGCCAAUUUUGAUGAGGAUGAUAAGGAGGUAGUGGUAAAGGGGUCACCACCGCACCAUCAUACUGUGGUUUUAGAAUCGUAA